Molecule: messenger RNA, 1638 nt
Organism: Durio zibethinus
Lineage: Eukaryota; Viridiplantae; Streptophyta; Magnoliopsida; Malvales; Malvaceae
Product: putative lactoylglutathione lyase, chloroplastic
Cellular component (GO): cytoplasm
Molecular function (GO): lactoylglutathione lyase activity; metal ion binding
Source: RefSeq, a predicted model, not a curated record
AUGGUGAGGAUAAUUCCCAUGGCGUCCUCAAUACGGCCUUCGCUCUCGUCGUUUAGGCUCUCCGUUGGUGUUGCUUCUACGGGUUUUGGCGUUUCCCUUUCUCCUCUUACACUUCCUCGACGCCUCCUCUUCUCUCAUCUUGGCAGCACUGUUCCGCAGUCCCAGUUCUUUGGUUUCAAAGCUUCUAAGAUGUUUAGAGCUAGGGAAAGCAAGGUAGGGAUUCCUCUGGUCAGGAAUGUGGUACAGGCAAGCACGGCUGCUGCCCAGGAAACUGCCCUAGAGUGGGUUAAAAAGGACAAAAGAAGAAUGCUCCAUGUUGUUUAUCGCGUUGGGGAUUUGGACCGGACCAUCAAAUUCUAUACUGAGUGCCUAGGAAUGAAGCUGUUGAGGAAACGGGACAUACCAGAGGAGAGAUACACAAAUGCCUUUCUUGGAUAUGGGCCAGAAGAUUCUCACUUUGUUAUUGAACUCACUUACAAUUACGGAGUUGACAAGUAUGAUAUUGGAACCGCAUUUGGUCAUUUUGGCAUUGCUGUUGAGGAUGUUGCCAAGACUGUGGAACUUAUAAAGGCCAAGGGUGGAAAAGUAACCAGAGAACCUGGUCCAGUUAAAGGUGGUAGUACUGUAAUUGCAUUUGUUGAGGAUCCUGAUGGUUACAAGUUUGAACUGAUUGAAAGGGGGCCAACUCCUGAACCUUUGUGCCAAGUAAUGCUCCGUGUUGGUGAUCUUGAUCGUUCCAUAAAUUUUUAUGAGAAGGCAUUUGGCAUGGAGCUUCUUCGCACACGAGAUAAUCCAGAGUACAAGUAUACAAUUGCCAUGAUGGGCUAUGGGCCUGAAGACAAAAAUGCUGUGCUUGAGUUGACUUACAACUACGGGGUUACUGAUUAUGAGAAAGGAAAUGGCUAUGCUCAGAUUGCAAUUGGCACAGAUGAUGUUUACAAAACUGCAGAGGCAGUUAAACUUUUUGGUGGAAAAAUUACCCGGGAACCUGGACCUUUACCUGGUAUUAACACCAAGAUCACUGCAUGCGUAGAUCCUGAUGGUUGGAAGACGGUUUUUGUUGAUAAUAUUGAUUUCCUCAAGGAAUUGGAGUGAGUUUUGGGCGCAUUCUCUUACUAUCCUUUUGACACUGAAAUCUGAAUCUGAGCUGAAAGGAUUUGUUGAAGUAACUCCCCAUAAGAAUGCAGCCAACCCCAUUUUGUAGAUAAAUCUUUUACAGUGACAAUCGCGCAGGCAUUAGCUUCACGGAAGUGAAGAAAUCUUGAGAUGUCAGUUUCUGUUUAGUUAUCUUUAUCUUUUUAUUUCAACGAAUUGUUUUCACAAAAAACACUUUUGUUUGAUUCAGCUACCUGUUAGGAGAUGAAUGUACAACAAUAAACAGUCUGCUAUGUUUAUGCGUUUGAAGAUGAUUCUCAAUUUUUUUAGUCCCAAUAACUGAAAACAUGUAAGAAAUUAGAUAUAUGUCAAUAUGUCUGUCUCAGUUGAAAUUUGCUUUAACAUAGGCAGCACAAAUAGCAAGGUUCAACGGAAGUUUUUUCUUUGUUUUGAUAGCAGCGUGCUCUAACUCUGUCUGUCAGUUACAGAAAUAGCUCAAAAUUGGUUUGCUGUACGACUCUGAAAGUUUCAUGAAAUUGGCAU